Molecule: messenger RNA, 127 nt
Organism: Dentiscutata heterogama
Lineage: Eukaryota; Fungi; Glomeromycota; Glomeromycetes; Diversisporales; Gigasporaceae
Source: the annotation of a GenBank genome assembly
UGCUGCUAGAGAUAAGAAGGCUCAGAAGAGGUUUAGGAAUGCUAUUAAAGAUAAAGUGCCAAAAAGAUUUAAGAAUGUUACAAAAGCUGAAGUAGGUGAGAGAUUUAGAAAUGCUACUAGAGAUGAA